CAGCAGCAAUGGGAGGCCAUACAGCACCCUAUGACAAAAUGGAACCCACCAGCAGUGUGAGGAGACCUGAAAGUGGCACAUGGCAGAGUGUGGCGAUGGAGACAGCAGCAAUGGGAGGCCGUACAGGGACCCAUGACACACUCUGGACCUGGCAGCAGCAUGAGGAGGCGGUACAGGGGCCCAUGACAGAUUACGGGGCCUGGCAGCAGCAUGAGGAGUCGGCGGUACAGGGGCCCAUGGCAGAGUGGCGGAGCGUAAGCAGCUAAAAUUGAAGGCCAUACAGAGGCCUAUGUUUAAAAAGUCCCCCCAGCAGCAGCGUGGGGAGACGACUAUCAAGAGUCCAAUGGCAGAGUGGCGGAGCAGAAGCAGCUUCAAUUGAAGGCCAUACACAGGCCUAG
Molecule: messenger RNA, 398 nt
Organism: Staurois parvus
Lineage: Eukaryota; Metazoa; Chordata; Amphibia; Anura; Ranidae
Source: the annotation of a GenBank genome assembly